AUGGCGUCCAAUAAUGAGCUCAAGAAUUCUCCCUUGCAUUUUCUCGGGAUAGGUGGUAUUGGGAUGAGUGCAUUGGCUCGCAUUGCAUUAGAUGGAGGAUUAAAAGUUUCAGGAAUAGAUAGGAGUGACACGGAUAUUGUUAAGGAGCUGAGGGAUAAAGGGGCAACAAUUCACAUAGGAGACGGUGUCCAUGUUGAUCCCUCAAUGACAGUUGUUUACAGCUCAGCUGUCAGUAAGGACCAUCCAGCACUUCAGGCAGCUAAAGCAAUGAACUGUCGGUUGUUUCAUCGCUCUCAGUUCUUAAAGCAUCUAAUGGAGGGCAAACGAUCACUCCUUGUAUCUGGAACGCAUGGAAAGACCUCAACGACAGCUCUGUUAACAUGGGUACUGAUGUCAGCUGGUUUGGAGCCAUCGUAUGCCGUGGGUGGGAUACUGAAGAACACUGGUAUAAAUGGCAGUCAUGGGAAUGGGAGCUACUUUGUGGCAGAAGCUGAUGAGAGUGAUGGCUCGUUUACAGAAUACACUGAAGGAUAUGGUGGGAUCAUUACCAACAUUGAAGAGGAUCAUAUGAACUACUGGAAAAAUAAAGAAACCCUUGUCAAAGGAUUUACAACAUUUGCAUCUCAGAUGAAGAAUUUAUAUUGGUGUAUUGAUGACCCUGUCCUCUCUUCUCUUAAAUUGCAAGGUCAAAGCUAUGGUGUGUCAGAAAAAGCUGACUGGCAGCUUUAUGAUGUAUGCCAAGAAAACACAGGUCUGAUAUUCUCUGUGUCACAUUCCGGUCACCAUUUUAAAAGCAUCAAACUCCCAAUGAUUGGUAGUCACCAGGCUCUCAAUGCAACUUCAGUUUGGGGCAUGUGCAUUGAUUUGGGUCUAACAGAGAAGUCUUUACGUGAAGCAUUCUCAAGUUUUACUGGAGUCUCGAGACGUCUUGAAAGGAAAGGAGAGGUCAAAGGUAUACUAGUGUAUGAUGAUUAUGCUCACCAUCCGACAGAGGUAUCUGUAACGCUGGCUGCUUUGAAAAAACGAUACACUGGCAAACGUUUGAUUGGGAUUUUUCAGCCUCACAGGUACACUCGGACACAAGACUGCUUGAAAGAAUUUGCUACGUCUUUUGAAGCAACAGAUGUAAUAUACAUUACUGAGAUUUAUUCGGCUGGGGAGGACCCCAUUAGUGGAAUAACAGGCAAAACACUCUCAGAUGUUGUCCCUGGUAGCAUUUUCAUGAGUAGUGAUGAAGAUAUACUGGAAGGAGUGGUGAAAGUGGCCAAAGAAGGCGACAUUAUUAUUACUAUUGGAGCUGGAAGCAUUACUAAACUGGGACCCAAAAUAUUGCAUGCAUUAACUUUAAAAUAG
This is a messenger RNA of Amphimedon queenslandica, 1353 nucleotides long. RefSeq names its product UDP-N-acetylmuramate--L-alanine ligase-like. Gene Ontology annotation, molecular function: UDP-N-acetylmuramate-L-alanine ligase activity; ATP binding. Lineage: Eukaryota; Metazoa; Porifera; Demospongiae; Haplosclerida; Niphatidae. The coding region runs from base 1 to 1353 and encodes 450 amino acids. The transcript has a single exon. Gene Ontology annotation, biological process: biosynthetic process. The record is from RefSeq and is a predicted model, not a curated record.